AUGGUGAAACUUGGGCGAGGUCGUCGCUCUCCCUCCGAUUCCAUUUUUGGCUCCUCCUCUCGCUCCUCUUCCCCCUCCGACUCCCGUUCCUCCUCUCACCCACGCACCCUUUCUCGGUCCCGCUCUCCCUCGUGCUCCAAAUCCUCUUCCCCCUUAUCCUCUUCUUCGUCCCGAAGCUCACGCAGCCGCAAUCCUCCCCCGCAGAGGCGUCGAAGAUUUAUGCCUUUGCUUUUUGAAAUGCAGGCCCAAAUAGAUGGCAAUGCCAUGAAGGCAAGAUUUACUCUACCUCCAAGGCAGAAAGUUUCACCACCCCCAAAGGUUUAUGUUGACACCCCCAGGACUGAUAAUGCUAGUGCAAAUGUUGACAAGGAUGGACCAAAGCGGGUUGAACUAGAAGCUAGAGAUGAGAGCUAUGAUGUGAUAAUUGGUGACUUGCCAGACCCAAUUGAUGGAGGUCCUUGCUAUAAACUUUACACCAAGUGUUGA
Glycine soja is the source of this 486-nucleotide messenger RNA. RefSeq lists its product as uncharacterized. The record is from RefSeq and is a predicted model, not a curated record. The transcript has 3 exons. Bases 1 to 486 code for a protein of 161 amino acids. Lineage: Eukaryota; Viridiplantae; Streptophyta; Magnoliopsida; Fabales; Fabaceae.